This is a messenger RNA of Pimephales promelas (fathead minnow), 528 nucleotides long. The record is from RefSeq and is a predicted model, not a curated record. Lineage: Eukaryota; Metazoa; Chordata; Actinopteri; Cypriniformes; Leuciscidae.
AUGCUCACAGCGGCCCAGGAAAGCAUGGCCGUCAUCUUGGGAUCUGACACGGGUAACUCUGGCACUCCCGAGGAGUGUUUGAUCUUAAUCUCUCUCUCUCAGCUGGACUGUCUGGUGUUGCAGCUGCACCGUGUGGGAGAUCAGCUGGAGAAGAUGAACGCGCCGCUGAUGGACGAGCUGUUCAAUCUGCUGAGGGACGGCUUUCUCCUGCAGGAGGACCUGAGCUCCAUGGGUCGUCUGCUCCUGCUGGAGAUCCUGGAGUUUCGCGCGGGAGGCUGGACUCUCAGCGACACGGCGCAGAAAUACUACUACAGCGAAGUCACCGACUGACGCCUCCACCAGUCAGGACGGAGUAACGCAAGAGGAAAUAGCAUUCGCAAGGAACCAGGAGUGGAGGUUUUAUUUUCAUAAUGAGGGCUGGGUGACUCUACGUCUGAGGAGUGAAUGUUCGUUUUUAAAGUCAACAUGAAUUCAAAAUUUAUCUUAUUUACUUUUUUAACCUGUUAACUGUCACCCCCCCUUUUUUGA